This is a messenger RNA of Staurois parvus, 312 nucleotides long. Lineage: Eukaryota; Metazoa; Chordata; Amphibia; Anura; Ranidae. The record is from the annotation of a GenBank genome assembly.
UCAGUGUAGCCCCAGCAGUGCCACAUGUCAGUGCCCAUCAUAGCCAGCUGUCGGUGCUCAUCAAUGCCACAUAUCAGUGCCUACCAGUGCACAUCAAUGCCACAUCAGUGCCCAUCUGAGCUGCCUUUCAGUGCCACCUAUCAGUGCCAGUCAGUGCAGCCUAUCAGUGACAGUCAGUGCGACCUAUCUGUGCCAUGCCCAUCAGUGAUGCCUAUCAAUGCCCAUCAGUGCCUCCUCAUCAGUGCCCAUCACUGCAGCCUCAUUAGCGCACAUCAGUGAAGGAAAAAAAUCACUUAUUUACAAAAUUUAUAA